Messenger RNA from Acytostelium subglobosum LB1, 4770 nucleotides. RefSeq lists its product as hypothetical. The record is from RefSeq and is a predicted model, not a curated record. The coding region runs from base 1 to 4770 and encodes 1589 amino acids. Lineage: Eukaryota; Evosea; Eumycetozoa; Acytosteliales; Acytosteliaceae. Gene Ontology annotation, molecular function: protein binding. The transcript has 5 exons.
AUGACAACUACAGUAGUACAAUCUUCCGUACCAUUCAUUGAGAUCAUCAAUGCAUCAAAGGCAAAGAAUGCUAGAAUACCAUUGAAGCCAGACCAAGGUGAAAAGUUCACCUUUGGAAGACUCUAUGAGAAUGACAUUAGAAUACACAAGCCAGGUGUAUCAGAUUUACAUACGUCCAUCACUCAGGACAGCAAAGGAAAUGUCAUCUUGAAGAAUGAGAGCCAGACCAAUGGUACCUACUUGAACAAGGUCAAUGUUGUCAAGCCAACCAAACUGAAGGAUGGCGACAUCAUCACCAUCUCUGGAUCAGACUUCCGUUUCAACACCUCCAACUUGAGCUCAACACCAAAGACUCCAAAGCUCUCCAAGCUACCAAUGAGCGAGAGGAAGAAGAUUCCCUUGCAGUCUCUGGAGAACUUGAUGGACACAAGCUCAACGUCCUCUACUACAUCAUCCAAGGGCAGCGUGAAGCCACCCUCGACCGUUGCCAAGAUCAACGUGUCCAAGGACGCCCAGCUCAAGAAGCAACCAAUCAAGAUGCAACCCAUCGUAGACACAAGUGUCGCUGACGUCACUGCCAACGACAUUGACAAUGAGGACAGCCAGAUGAACGAUGAGAACAACGAGAAUGACAUCUCGUUGGCCGCCACCGAUGACACAUCCUUCAUCUCAUCGUCUUCUCGUGCCGCCACUUCUGUCAGCAGCACACCAAACAACACUAGCCGACUGUCGGUCGGCUCGUCCAACGCCACUGGCAACAGCUCAUACUUGAUGACGCCACAGACACCCAGCUCGGUGUCGUCGCCACCCAGCACACCCUACUCUGCCUACUCCAACAACAACAACACAUCGGUUAUGUCGGCUGCUGGCAUGUUCAACACUCCAAUGAGCGUGAACAACAACGUCGUCAAGAAGCAGGUGCAGAUCAAUGCACUGACUCCCUCGUCCAAGCCUCUGCGUGGCAUUCUCAAGACGCCACACCCCAAGAUGGCCAUCGAGAUGACACCCGACACCCCAGUGCAGAGACCAUCGCUCAACACUACAUCCAUCCCAAUGCAGUUGCUGCCCAAGGCAACGCCAGUCAAGACAUUGGCGACUCCACCAUCGACCCCCGCCACCCUUGGCAAGACACCAAUGUCCUCCAAGAAGCUGACCAUCGCAAGGUCACCAAUGAACCAGACUCUCGAGUUUGACAAGGCCGAGGCCAUCAUCAAUGAGGCCGAGUUCGAGGCCGAGCCCGAUGUCGAGGUCGAGCCAGAGGAGCAUGUCGAGGAGGAGCAGAACUUUGAGCACCUCCACGAGCAGAUGGAGGAGGAGGCCGAGGUUGAGGCCGAUGCUGAGGAGCAGGUCGCUGCUUCCAAGUCCAAGAAGAAGGCCAACAAGAAGAAGCCCGCCAAGAAGCCAUUGGUCAUCGUGCCACGUCACACUCCAGACGAGAAGAACCUCAACAAGCCCAACCUGUUUGUCCGUGGCGCUCACCUCGAGUCUCCCAUGGCCACUCCAAUCCAGAAGCAGUCAAAGACUGUUGCCGGCGAGAAGCGCACAGUCCGCCAGCAGAUCGCCCAGGAGGACACUGACCACGUCAUGUUUGACGACACCUUUGCCACUGACGCCUCAACAAUGUUCACUCCAGCUCGUCGCGCCAGCAUGCUGCAAACACCCAAGUCUGGCAAGUCUGUUGCCACCCCAACCUCUGUGUCCAGAUUAUCAUCAACCUUCCUCACUCCAUCGGUCGUUACCACCGCCACCGCCACACCCAAGUCUGCCACUCCAGUCAACUUGUUCAACUCGCUGUCCAGCAGCGUGUUUGCAACUCCAAAGAGUGCCGCCAAGUCCGACGUCAAUGAAGAGGUCGAGUUGGAGGAGCAAGACGAUGCUGAGGACGAGAUCGAGGUCGAAGUCGAGGAGAUGGGCGAGGACCAAGACCUCGAAACCGACGAGGUCGAGGAGGAUCUUGAAGAGGCUCAAGAAGACGAUGAAGCCGCCGAUCAAGAUGACCAAGUCGACGCUGAAGAGGAUGAGGCUGAGCUGGCUGUUGAAGCCGCUGACCAAGACGAUCAAGUCGAGGAAGACGAUGAGGAGCUAGCCCUCGAGGAAGAGGAGGACGUUGAGGCCGCCGAUCAAGAGGACCAAGUCGAUGAAGACGAGGCCGAGCUUGCUACCGAAGAAGACCAAGAGGACGCUGAGGCCGCCGAUCAAGAGCAGGAGUUUGCCGUCGAAGACCAAGAGGACGCCGAAGUUGCCGAUCAAGACGACCAAGUCGACGAUGAUGAGGCCGAGUUUGCCGUUGAGGAGGAUGAGGUUGCUGAAGCCGAUGACCAAGACGAGCAAGUCGACGCCGAAGAAGACGAGGCCGAGCUGGCUGUUGAGGAAGAUGAGCUGGCCGCCGAAGAAGCUGAAGCCGCUGACCAAGACGAUCAAGUCGAGGAAGAGGAGGUGGACACUGAAGCAGCCGACCAAGACCAACUCGAUGCCGAAGACGAGGACGAGAUGAUUGAUGAGGAGGACGCCGAAGUCGCCGAUCAAGAACAACUCGAGGAGGAUGCUGAAGCCGAGCUCGCCGUCGAGGAGGAGGACACUGAUGCCGUCAACCAACUGAUCGAGGAAGACGAGGAGGAUGCUGAAGUCGCCGACCAAGACGAUCAAGUUGAGGAGGAGGACGAUGAAGCCCUAACCGCCGACGAGGAACUUGUUGAGCAAGACGACGAGCAAGAUGAAGUCGAACAAGCAGAAGUCGAGCAAGACGAGGAGCUCCAGGCCGAGGAAGACGAGCUUGCCCUCGAAGAACAAGAGGACGCUGACGAGCUUGCCGAAGAUGAUGUCGACCAAGACGAUCAAGUCGAGGAGGAGGAGGAGGAGGAGGACGCCGAAGCCCUUGAAUCUGAUGAAGAACAAGAAAAGAAUGCUCUCGCCGCUGAGGCUGAUGUCGAGGAUGCCGAACAAGAGGAGGCCAUGGACGACCAGGAGGCUGAGGCCGACGAGUUGAUGCAGCAAGAUGAGGAGACUGCUCAAGAGUUCGAGGAGGAGGAUGAGCUCAUCGAGGAGGAGGAGGAGGAGGAAGUCGAAGGUGAUGAGGAUAUUGCCGAGGACUAUGAAAUGGUCGACGAGGAACAAGUCCAAUACGAUGUCCCUCAAACACCAGACAAGUUCUCCACUCCCUCCAAGUCACAAACUCCAGCCAAGGCUCAAACCCCAGCCAAGGUGCAGACUCCAGCCAAGGUGCAGACCCCAGCCAAGGCACAGACCCCAGCCAAGGUACAGACCCCAGCCAAGGUACAGACCCCAGCUAAGGCACAGACUCCAGCCAAGACCCCUGUCAAGACUCCAGUCAAGGAGCAGACUCCAACCAAGGUCCAGACUCCAGCCAAGACCCCUGUCAAGACUCAGACUCCAGUCAAGGUCCAGACCCCAGUGAUGUCAACACCUGAUAGGACUAUGACUCCUGCCAAGUCACCUGCUCCAUCUCACAAGAAGAGAAAGAAUGUGGAGGAGGAUGAGACCAUCCAAGAUCAGGUCGUCACCAAGAAGACAAAGAAGUCUAAGAAGGUGGUCGAGCCUGAGGUUGAGGAGCAGGUCGAGGAGCAAGAGGAGGUUGUCAUUGAACCACCUAAGUCCAGGAAGUCUACCACUACCAAGAAGUCCAAAAAGGUGGUCGAGCCCGAGCCAGAGCCUGAGGUCGAGGAGGAGGUCGAGGAGCCAAUCGUAGAGGUCAAGUCAAAGGCCAGAAAGUCUUUAAGAUCUAAGAAGGCUGUUGUCGAGCCAGAGCCAGAGCCUGAGGAGGAGCAAGAGACUGUACAGGAGGAGGAAGAGGAGGUUGUCGUACCAACCUCCAAGUCCAGGAAGUCAACUGCCACCAAGAAGUCCAAGAAGGUGGUCGAGCCCGAGCCAGAGCCUGAGUUGGAAGAGGAGGUUGAGGAGCCAAUCGUAGAGGUAACCAAACCAAGAAAGUCCUUAUCCAGAAGAUCAAAGAAGGCUGUUGUUGAGCCAGAGCCAGAGCCUGAGGUGGAAGAGCAAGAGACUGUUGAGGAGGAGGUUGCCGUAUCCAAGUCCAGGAAGUCCACAGCUACCAAGAAGUCAAAGAAGAUGGUCGAGCCAGAACCAGAGGUGGAAGAGGAGAGAUCGAAGCGCGAUGAAGAGGAGGAGUCCGAGGUUGUUGAGACAAAGUCAUCAAGGUCGUCCAAGAAGGCCAGAACUGUCGAGCCAGAAGUGGUGGUGCCAACCAAGUCUACCAAGACCAAGGCCAAGAGAACAGUAGAGGUCGUGGCUGAGCCCGAACCUGAAGUAGAAGUGGCAACCAAAGCCAAGGCUACUAGGUCCAAGGCUUCCAGGAAGACAGUAGAGGAGGUCGCCCCAGAGCCAGAGGUCAAGCCAACCAAGAGCUCAAAGUCAUCCAAGUCAAAGAAGAUUGUGGAAGAGGAGGAGCAGGAGGAGGUCAUCGAGAAGACCACCAAGUCGACCAAGUCUGCCAAGUCUUCAAAGUCAAAGGUAGUUGAGAUGGACGAACAGGAUGAAGUCGAGGAAGACAAGCCAAAGAAGAAGUCAUCAUCAAAGAAGACCGCCAGCAAGAGCAAGGUAGCCCAUGUCGAGGAAGUCGAGGAGGAGGAGAUGGUCGAGGAUGUGAAGCCAAGGAAAUCAAAGGCAAGCAUCAGCAGAUACGACGCCGAGAUUCUCAAGUCAGUCAGCUCGAGGACCAGAAGGGCCAAGGAGGCAGAGGAGGCCGAGGAGGAGAUUGCUUCAAAGAAGUCCACCCGCAAGACCAGGACCAAGUAG